AUGCAGCUGGGAAAGUACCUUCCAAUUCCUCAAUGGGGAAAAAAGGUUGCUGCCUCUGACACUCCAGCUUCGUCGGAUCCCCCUAAGAAGCAUCAACCUCCUCACACUGCGCCUUCCCCUCAGGUUGCUGCUCCUGCACCUCCCCCUAACUCCUCUGUCCCUCCACCCCAGCCAACCCCCAUCUCUGCCAUGCCUUCAACCGCCAUCCCCCCUAAGCAUGUUUCUGAUCAACCUCCAUCUUUCCAGUUGGUCCCCUAUACCCAAGCUCCCUCCUCUCCUGCUAGCUCCCCAGACACCAUACCAUCCUUGAAACUUCCUAGAUCCAGUCCCUCUAAUCAGAGAUUCUCCACUUUCACUGACCAGUUAAAUUUCUUCACCAAACCUAUCACUACAUUCUCUCUCGACUCCACACCUUGGAUGCUAGGUGGUGAUUUCAAUCAGAUCUUGCAUCCUGCUGAACACUCUUCAACUGCAGUGAGCUCACUCUCUCCUGAUAUGAUUCAAUUUAAGGACUGCCUCUCACAAAUGGGCAUGUUUGAUCUUCGCUUCCAAGGCUCCUUUUUCUCCUGGACUAAUCGUUACCCUGAAGCCUCGAUUGCCAAAAAACUCGACCGCCUCUUAAUCAACAGCCAAAUCCUUACCCUCUAUCCUGACUGCUCAGCCUUCUUCCUCCCCUCCCUCACCUCAGAUCACGCCUCAUGCAUGCUUAACCUAGCCUACAAAAUUCCUUCUUGUGACACCCGUCCCUUUAAGUUCUUCAGCUACCUAUCCAAACACCCCUGUUUUCACCAAGUGGUACUAGAUUCUUGGACUCAAGCCGGAAGCUGGAACCUCAAUGCUCUCGUACAAAUAAUGCAGGCUCCUACGCCUCAGCUUUUUGAAUUAGAGAAGCAGGCUAUUGAUCGCUGGAAUUACCUGAGAAUGAUUGAGGAGUGCUAUUUCACGCAAAGGUCUAGGAUCAAUUGGCUUAAGGAGGGAGACCUGAACACAACUUACUUCUUCCUGAUUGUGCAAACUCGCCUUAACUUCAACAUCAUCAGAUUGUUCACCCUUCCCUCUGGUACGAUCUUAACUGACCCCUUGGAGAUGAGCUCCCAUGCAGUCCGCCACUUUUCUAGUACUCUCGGACCAGGGCCCCCUCACUGUGUGGUAACAGCCUCCACUGCUGAAUGGUUCCAGUCUCUAUCCCCCUUCCGAUGUGACCAGGACCAGAGUAUCAAAAUGACCGCAAUUCCAACCUGCGAGGAGAUCACUACUGUCAUGCAUAAGCUAAAUCCUAACAAGGCACCAGGGCCAGAUGGACUUACCUCGGGUUUCUACAAAGCGACAUGGUCAAUCUUGGGAAAUGAAGUCACAGCCUCGAUCCAGCACUUCUUCUUCUCGUCCUUCAUGCCUUCUGCUACUAAUAGCACCAUCCUCACUCUCGUCCCCAAACACGCCAGAGCUUCUCUCAUUACUGACUUCUGA
Molecule: messenger RNA, 1467 nt
Organism: Brassica oleracea var. oleracea
Lineage: Eukaryota; Viridiplantae; Streptophyta; Magnoliopsida; Brassicales; Brassicaceae
Exons: 3
Coding region: 1-1467 (488 amino acids)
Source: RefSeq, a predicted model, not a curated record